AUGAAUUGGCUUACAAUUAGCUUACUACAUACUACGAUAAUGCCGUUGACAAUGGUGAUAGCCCUUCAACAACGGUCCGAUUGCGUAGCAGAAUGUGCCCAUCUGGAGAGCCAUAGAGCUUUCGAGUCCUGUGUCGCCGAAUGCUCUAAGCUACCCAGAAAGGACAACGUACCCGAUAUUGUCUAUUAUCCGACUCCACCCAAGAAUGUAUCAAUCGACACGGCCGUUGUGAUCGAUAAUGGGAAGUUUCUCGAGACAACUGUCACAUGGUCGUCAACCAAAGACCUGAGUCGAACUGGCUUUUACCUUCGCUAUAGUGCUAUUGGCGAACGCUGUCAACGAGAUUUCCCCGGCUACUUCGCGUCAAAUAUUGGCCCGAAGGAACGAUCACAUCCAAUUCCGCUGCUUUUCAACAACCAUCCAUUGGUAAUCAAUCAUGACUGUGAGUACAGGCUUCAAAUGCAUUCCAAACCUUAUCCAUACGGUGAUGCCGCCUACACCGCCAUCGAGCACCAUACAGUGCCACACUGCAUCGAUGGAUUUUGUGCGUGUAGUGGUGAGUUGAUUUCUCCUCCCAAAUUGAGGCAUAAUCCCAAACCAGAACGCGUCUACACUUUUUAUAUAACCCUUCAUGAAAGAUUCCGACCUCCGAUAGAGUUCAAAGAUCCAAAUGCGUUUCGAUUUCGGAUCGCCGAUGAUGGCGAGCGGGAGUUUAGCGGAACAAAGAAUGCUUUCCUUUCGUUGCAGGGCCAAACGAACUAUACAUACAUGUUUGAUUACGAUCUACAAAGACUCGAUGAGUACAAAGUUACGCUGUUCGCUGAAGACGAUCACUAUUGCCAUACGGAAGACGCAACCACAUAUUUUAAUACGUCUGCCCUGGAACCAAUUCUGCUCCCCAAUGCAAUCCCCAAAACGCCUACAUCGUCAAUGAAACACAUAUCAGUAUCACGAUAUGUUCCUCAGAAAUCCAACAUUCACUUGUUUGGUACUACACUCGUCUGGGAGGAUAAAACUACUGACUUGUACAUCGGCUGGCCACCCCAAGUCAUUGUAAAUGCCAUCCACGCAUUCAAUUCGCCUCUACGAUUCUAA
Messenger RNA from Haemonchus placei, 1095 nucleotides. NCBI's taxonomy places the organism in Eukaryota, Metazoa, Nematoda, Chromadorea, Rhabditida, Trichostrongylidae. The record is from the annotation of a GenBank genome assembly.